Molecule: messenger RNA, 5593 nt
Organism: Pipistrellus kuhlii (Kuhl's pipistrelle)
Lineage: Eukaryota; Metazoa; Chordata; Mammalia; Chiroptera; Vespertilionidae
Gene: TENT5A
Product: terminal nucleotidyltransferase 5A
Exons: 3
Coding region: 237-1622 (461 amino acids)
Biological process (GO): mRNA stabilization
Molecular function (GO): RNA binding; poly(A) RNA polymerase activity
Source: RefSeq, a predicted model, not a curated record
GGCAGCGGCGUGGGAGGGGGCGAGGGGCGGGACGGACUGGCCGGAGCCGGCGGCCGGGGUCUGGGAAAAAAGAGUCGCUCGCUCACUCGCUCGCUCGCUGCGGCCGGGGGCGCACUCGCCGCUCCUGGAAGCGUCGCGCGCGCGCGGCUCCGCGGCUCCUUUGCUCGCUGCGCGGCUCCUAGAAGGGGCGGCCGCCUCCAGGUGACACAGACGGGACACCCGCUUGCGCUUUCCAGAUGCAUCAGAGAUACUUUUGGACUGACCAGGGCCAAGUGGCAUUCGGCGGGCACUUCAUGGCGGAAGGGGAAGGGUACUUCGCCAUGGCCGAGGACGAGCUGGCCGGCGGCGCCUACAUCCCCCUGGGCUGCGACUUCAGCGGCGGCGGCGGCGGCGGCGACUUGGUCGUCGCGGGCGGCUGCGGUUUCGACGACGACGAGGACGAGCCGUGCGCGGACUACUGCGAGAGCCCCACGGCGCACUGCAACGUGCUCACCUGGGAGCAAGUGCAGCGGCUGGACGGCAUCCUGAGCGAGACCAUCCCGAUCCACGGGCGCGGCAACUUCCCCACGCUCGAGCUGCAGCCGAGCCUGAUCGUGAAGGUGGUGCGGCGGCGCCUGGCCGAGAAGGGCAUCUGCGUCCGCGACGUGCGCCUCAACGGCUCGGCCGCCAGCCACGUCCUGCACCAGGACAGCGGCCUGGGCUACAAGGACCUGGACCUCAUCUUCUGCGCCGACCUGCGCGGGGAGGAGGAGUUUCAGACUGUCAAGGACGUCGUGCUGGACUGCCUGUUGGACUUCUUACCCGAAGGGGUGAACAAAGAGAAGAUCACACCGCUCACGCUCAAGGAAGCUUAUGUGCAGAAAAUGGUUAAAGUGUGCAAUGACUCUGACCGAUGGAGUCUUAUAUCCCUAUCAAACAACAGUGGCAAAAACAUGGAACUGAAAUUCGUGGAUUCCCUCCGGAGGCAGUUUGAAUUUAGUGUAGAUUCUUUUCAAAUCAAAUUAGACUCUCUUCUCCUCUUUUACGAAUGUUCAGAGAACCCAAUGACUGAAACAUUUCACCCCACAAUAAUCGGUGAGAGCGUCUAUGGCGAUUUCCACGAAGCCUUUGAUCACCUAUGUAAUAAGAUCAUUGCCACCAGGAACCCAGAGGAAAUCAGAGGGGGAGGCCUUCUGAAGUACUGCAACCUUUUAGUAAGGGGCUUUAGGCCCGCCUCUGAUGAGAUCAAGACCCUUCAGAGGUAUAUGUGUUCCAGGUUUUUCAUCGACUUCUCAGACAUUGGAGAGCAGCAAAGAAAACUGGAGUCCUAUUUACAGAACCACUUCGUGGGAUUGGAAGACCGCAAGUAUGACUAUCUCAUGACCCUUCAUGGAGUGGUGAAUGAGAGUACAGUGUGCCUGAUGGGACAUGAAAGAAGACAGACUUUAAACCUUAUCACAAUGCUGGCUAUCCGGGUGCUAGCUGACCAAAAUGUCAUCCCUAACGUGGCUAAUGUCACUUGCUAUUACCAGCCGGCCCCCUAUGUAGCAGAUGCCAACUUUAGCAAUUACUACAUUGCACAAGUCCAGCCAGUGUUCACAUGCCAGCAACAGACAUACUCUACUUGGCUACCCUGCAAUUAAAAGUCAUUUAAAAAUAUCCUGUGGGGAAGCUAUUUCAGAUAAGAUAGGAAAAAAAGAAGAAAGAAAAAAAAAAAGGGGGGGAAAAAGGCUGAGUGACCCAGCCCUGAUAAGGGAUAUGUUUUGUAUAAUGAUGAUCUGCUCCUGAUUUUAAGCUUGGCAAAGUUUGUGGAUCAUUUCAUAGAUAUGGGAGCAUGAUCUUAAAAUGAUCCCCACUCCCCAUCAACCCAUGCACCAAAUCCUCCUAGCGAAUAAGAUUCUAUUCUGUAACUAAAGAGACCUGUCAUUGAAAACAACCAGGUUCUCCUAAAAUAACAGGGGGGAGGGGGGGAUGCUUGAUGACAAUAUGGGUUUGCAGUACCUUGCUCCCAUAGCUUUGCCAUGGGGGGUGGUGUGUGGGGGGAAGGUGGAGUUUCUUAUAAGGUGGAAUUCACAGAAGGAAAAAUACAGAGGGAAAAAGAUCUCACCCCAAAUUAAUUAUAUCAGGAGUUUAGGUAGUAAUAAUACAGGAAGAAGGGAAACUCUAACAUUGGGAUUAUUAUCUGAAGCUUGUAGUAAGUGCUUUUUGUGAAACUCCUGUUGCGCUAACAGAAAUGGCUUACUCCAAAUGAACUGUAGUAGGUUGAUGCAGUUUUCAUAACAAACAGCAGAACUUACGAUGACACAAUCCAUUAUUUCCAGCUGCGUGUUUAGCUCCAUUUUUAAAAUGUGAAAAUGCAAGCAAAAACAGCUGUAGAAAGGAAAGUAUGUUCAAGGACCAAAGAUUUAACAGAUAAAAAUACCCAAAUAGAAGAGAUACAGUAGAAUAUAUAAAGAGUUACUAUAUUUGUUACACACCAAUAUACAUCAAAGUGCCUGUUGCCUUCUGAAAAUUUGAAGUGAAAAUUUUUUUAUGGUUUAAUGAUUAUUUUGUUUUAUCAGGGACUAAAGAAAUAAAACAGCAUAAGCUUGUGAAUGGUGGAAGAAAUGCCCUAUUUUUUCUUGGCAAAUACUUGUAUAAAGCUAACAUUGUUGGUGUGAUGUUAUCAUAGGUACAUGUGUAUGUAUAUUAUGUGUGUAUAUAGACAUAUUUGGGAUAUGAAUAUAUUCACACAACACAUUGACUAUGGUCUAGAAUAUGUAGCAUAUAGGAAAUGUUUAAAUACUGAGUGCUUUUAUGUUUCAACAGGAUGACACGAGACGUGGGCAUAUUGCAGUGAUGAAUUAAAACCCACAUCUAAAUAUGUUAAAGGAAAUGAAGGAGGAAAACAAGUAAUAUAUUUCAUAGGAAGUACAGAGAUUAUACAUUUUUAGGAGUGUUUCUCCCUCCCCACCCCUCCCCCCACCUUUUUUUUUUUUUUUUUGUGAGCCAUAGAAUUCUAAAAAUAAUGGGAGAAUGUUUGGCAGAGCACUCUUUUUUUUAUAUUUAACUGCCAUUUUGACAGUUUGAACCCUUUUAUUGUUUUUUAUAUAACUUGCAUGUUUCCAUGGUGUAUAAUCCAGUAGAUCCUGGAUCCAUGAUAGUCUAUUUAAAUCCCUAAAAAGAAUUUCUGGUGAUCUGAACACUACUUAUAAUAUUUAGAUGAAAAUUUUAAUGAAUGCCUUCUGCAUUCUAAGACCACUAGAAUUUAGUAAAUGUGAAAUGAUCCCUUAUAAAGAGUAUUUGCACAAUUGCUUAAAAUUUAUAUAUGAAAUAUAUAUAUAUAUUAUAUAUAAAAUUUUAUAAAUUCAUGCCAAUAUGAAAUAUAUUUGAUCUGGUUGUCACACUGCAUUUAAAUAGUUAGUACUGUAUUUUAAAUUCAGUCACUUUGCAUUGAAUCAAAUCCAACUUUAUUUUCUCUUUCCCAAGAAGCCAUGUAUAGCUUUAUGAAAUGAAUUGGCAUUACUAUUUCAGUUCAAUGUCAGCUAGUAUUAACACCAUUCCUUCUCCUAGCUCUAAGUUCCUUUGGACACUGGACUCUGAAAAUGAAUUUAUUAAAAACAAAACUAACACAUAAAAAAUCUUCCCUUUGUAUUGUGAAACAGCCACAUAAUCCCUGUCAAGUCUAGUGGAUGACUGCUUACUAUGAUCAUUUCUAUGAUGAAACAACCAGAUUUAAAAAAUCUGAUCUGUUAAAGAGGGGCUGGGGAAAAGCAUAGCAUCAUCCUAUAUGGCAGUGUAAUUUGUUUAUGGUUUUCUGGGCAUCACUCAGAUGCCAAAUUAAACCACCCAAACUACCUUUCACACACCUUUCUUUGAAGCCUUAAUAGGAACUUGAUGGGUUUGCUGUAGCAGCUUCCCUGUGAAUUUGACAAAGCUGUAACAGCUAUUGCACUGCCACUUACUGUUUCCUAGGGGACUCUUCCUUCUCCCUUGUUGGCUCAGUCUCCCUAUCUCCAGCCCUGGGUUUGAAAAAUUGUGAACUCCCAGGAAAUAUUCCAUUUCCAGAAUAAGCCUGGUUGAUACUUAACUAUCAGAAACCAGAGCUCUGCUUGCUUCCCUGUUGGAAGUUUUCUGAAAGAAUAUUAGGGAAUGCUUGGGAACAUCAGAGCAUCUGGUAAUCUGCCAUCUUCCUUCUCAUCCUAACUCUUGAAAAGUGAGUUGUCCACUUUUUUAAAAGAAUCUGGAGAUCUGGCUCUUCUAUAGGAACAACCUGUUGUUAAUUUGUGACAGAUUUUUGUUUAGAGGGGCCUUCUUUGAAAAUACAGUUUUCAUUUAUUUUCUCAAAUAUUUAUGUUCUUUUCUUGUGUUGGUAGCAUAAAUUGGAAGUGCCAGCACCUGGCUUUCAGAUAUAACAGGUUGUCCUCACGACAACUUUCAGUAUUUACCUUAAAGCUUAUAUAAUUUAUUUCUCUUUUGUAUGUACUAUAGUCUUGUUCAUAUGUAGUUCAACAAACAGUGGAAUAUAUGUCUCUCUUUGUGGAUGUGUGGCCUAAAAAUUUGAAUGUCUGCUGAAAAAGAUUCGUGUGCAUAGGUCAGAGAAAAGAACAGCUCUCAACUCCUGAUUAGUGCCUGUGAUUUGCUUGCUUUUGUGUUUAUCUGGCCUAUUGUGCUGUUAUUUUAAAAAGGAAGAAGUUUUAUCUUCUGAAGGCUCUUCUCAUCUGUCCAGUCUGGUAUGUCAGCAAACACUUAAUAUGUGACAAUGCCCUUUUAAAACGUUUACUUCAUUUGCAGUAAAUAUGGUUGCCUCAAGAACUCUUUUCCCUUCUAGAAAUGGUAUCUGCUCACUUAGGUAUUAGGUGGACUAUUUCAGCAUGGAUCCAAAAAAAAUGCAAGAUGGAAGACUAUCUGUAAACCAAGCCAAGGAAGAAAUGCAAAGAAAAGUGAACAUACUGUUUUUUCCCCCCCACCCCUUUAUGUUUGCUUAUUGUUGGUUGCUUUACUGUGCAUAAAGUUGUUUUCAGUGCAAUACUUGUCAAGUAAAUAUUGUGAACUAUCCUGUAAAUCAAAUGUAUUAUGUUGAAAGUUAUCAGCAGCUCAAAAAUACGCUUUUUUGUUAUUUGAAGACAAAGUGUGUUAGAUGAAACCAAAAGCCAAAAAAAAAAAAGUAAUUUCAUAUAUAGCACCUAAUUGAAUAUAACCUUUCUUUAAGAUUUCUUAUAGCAUAGCCUUUUCAGUGCUAAGAAAGAAUCUCUGUAAUAUUUUGUUGUAAUAAUGGCUUGCUAACAAAGUGUGUGGUAAAAGUACUAAGUUGGAAGGUGUCAAGGUAACUUGGCAAGAUUUGCUGCAAAGCCUUGUGGAAUGGAGGAGGCUCUGCCCGCUGGCUGACUCUCCAGCCUCUCUCCAACCAUUGCCUGCUCUGAGACAUCCUAUUGCAGCAAGCUGCACCUGGGGUCACUCUUUGGAAUAUUUUUGACAUUAGACUGUCACAGGCAGAAAAGGAGUUGAUGGAGAUUGGACUCAAAAGCUGACGUAUUUGAAUCAGUGCUAGAGGGAACAGAUUGUGAAUUUUGUUUACAGCAUCCAAUAUUUGGAUUUUCUUUUUUUGUAAAUAAAAAGAAGUUAUUUUUUUCUA